Molecule: messenger RNA, 1673 nt
Organism: Rubroshorea leprosula
Lineage: Eukaryota; Viridiplantae; Streptophyta; Magnoliopsida; Malvales; Dipterocarpaceae
Source: the annotation of a GenBank genome assembly
UUAAUUUAUUCAAUUAAAUUGCAGGUUUACUUUGGAUUUUACAUUAAAUGGUUUGCUUUUUUUCAGAUGUUAUUGGGUUGUUGUCAGUGGUAAUUAAGCGAAAGGAAGUGACAAAAAAUGGUUCUCCAUUGAAUAUGAUUUCAUUUGAACUUGAUGAUUUAAGUGGUAAUAAGUUUCGUUGCACUCUUUGGGAAAAUUUUGCUGUUGAGAUGUGUUCAGUUAUUGAUAAAAGCUGCAAUGAAUUUGUUAUUUUCGUCAUUCAAUUUGCAAAGAUGAAAUCAUGGAGAGCAUUUUUUGGAUCAAAGGGACAGAUUGUUCUUAAUGUUGCUUCAAGUGGUAUUGCUGCAGAAUUACUCCCUGGAGGAAGAACAGCACAUUCUAGAUUUGCCAUACCGAUAGACAUAAAUGAGGAUUCCACUUACAACAUUAAAAAAGGGACUCCUUUGGUUGAGUUGCUGUCCAAGACCAAAUUAAUUAUAUGGGGUGAGGCUCCAAUGUCACAUAAGUUCUGUUUUGAAUCAUUAGACAAAUCCUUGAGAGAUGUCCUCAAAGAUGACAAUAAUGACGUUUCAAAAAAUCCUUUUGGAGGGAUAAUUAUUGUUCUUGGAGGUGACUUCAGACAGAUUUUACCAGUAGUUCCUUAUGGCGGUAGACAAGAAAUUGUUCAUGCAACAAUCAACUCUUCCUAUCUGGAUUUCUCUGAUUGGUUAUUGAAAGUUGGAGAUGGAGAGAUUGGAGAUGAUGUUGAUGGUGAGUCAAUUAUUGAGAUUCCAGAAGAAAUGUUGAUCGAGGAUGAUGUUAAUGGACUUGCUCAACUUGUGGAUUUUCUAACAAAUUUAUGGGACGAUGAGUUUCACAAUGUUGUCCAGAUGAAUUAUGCAACCAGCGCUCCUCCUGAUAGCCAUGAGGAUGCAAAUGCGUCUCUGCCAGGUCAUAUGAAAGUAGAACUUUGAUCCCUUAAUGAAGCAGCUUAUAAUUGAUGGCCGUAUAGCAUUACUAUAGUAAACAUGUAGCUGGGGUCACAGUAGUUCCACUUCUAAAUAUCAAUGGUUUAUUGAAAGUGUCAUUGGCUUAGAUUUUAUAGCGAGGAGCAGAUACUCACUUGGAAGCUUGACGUUCCUUGGGCGUAUGGUAGGGCAGCAAACUUUGUUUUCUUUUGUUAUGGCGUUGAAUAUAUACACAGAAAUGGAACUCUUUGAUCAUGGGAAUUUAGUUACCCUCCUAGCAUAAAAGAUGGGAGAUACUAUGGUGUAAGAUCAUCGCAUACAGGUUGCAAAUGGAAUUAUUGAUUUUUUGUUUGCAAAAGGCUUUAUAGAUACUAAAUCUUUAAUUUUGACUUUGCCCCUUAUUAGUUUUUAUUUCAAACUUUUUUUCCUAUGACGUUUCAUGCUUUAGUUUGGCAUAGCAAGUGCAGUAGAGAUUGUAAUUUUUCUUAUCAUUCAGUUUCCAUUGGCAUUAUCUCCCCUGGUGCCUGAAAAUGUGAACUUUUCAGAAACCUAAUAAGUUUUCCAGCAUGCAUGAUGGGUUUAAAUAUUUCAUUUAAAAGGAAUUUUUGAAGUAGAUUAUUUGGAGAUUGGCUUGGAUAUCACACAUUACUAGACUAUAAUUGUGUUACCCUGUUGUUAGCCUGCUCAUGCAUUUGUAGCUAUGUUACAUAAACUCUGGAAUUAGGA